This is a messenger RNA of Anisakis simplex (herring worm), 258 nucleotides long. NCBI's taxonomy places the organism in Eukaryota, Metazoa, Nematoda, Chromadorea, Rhabditida, Anisakidae. The record is from the annotation of a GenBank genome assembly.
AUGGUUGCAAUAGGAUGCUGUAUGGUGUGCGUAAAGACGAGUGCGAAAGAUAGCUCAUUGAUUGUUGAGGCGAAGCAUAGCGACGAGAAUUCCAAAUAUGAAUUCUCUCGUAAGAUGGAAUUACCGAAAGGAGUUGAUCCGAACGAAAUAAAAUGUCGUUUCACAGCUGAGGGUGUUCUCGAAUUGGAGGCUCCAUAUAAUCCACCCGUGGAUGCCGAACCAGCAAAAGAUACUGAAAUCAAUGUGAAACACGAAUAG